Molecule: messenger RNA, 1109 nt
Organism: Striga asiatica
Lineage: Eukaryota; Viridiplantae; Streptophyta; Magnoliopsida; Lamiales; Orobanchaceae
Source: the annotation of a GenBank genome assembly
UUCCUCUCUCUCUAUCUCUCUCUGAUCAUUCUUAAUUUCUUAUAGGUGUGUUGUAAUUGUGCUUAAAUGUUAAUAUGUGAACUAAAAUCAAGAAAUUUUAGUUCAAACAGUCAAAUUGGGGAGUGAUGUCUAGAGGAAUUUGUUAAUAAAAAAAAAACGAAAUAUCUUAUAUCAUUGAGAAGUCUUCAUGUUCCUCAAGCACUCUUGAACUUGAACUGUCCACUGUGAUAGGGAGAAGUUGGAAUACGGUUUUCCAGAAUGAUCUGUUUUACUCAUGCAAUUGAAAUACGCACAAGAGGAAUACUCCACCGAGAGCAAGUGAAACUAAUGACUCAUGUAAGGCCCAGCUCCCAUAAAAGUGGGACCAUUGUAAUGAGAGAUAGAAGCAAGAACAGAAAACCCCUACAGAAGGGGAGAAGUCUCAGCAUCGAGGCUAUCCAGACUGUUCAAGCAUUGAAACGGGCCGCCAUACACUCUAAUAGAUCUUUGGAGCAAGUAUUUGAUGACAAAUUCAGGCGUUUGUUGAAGUUUGAUAUGAUUGCUGUUCUUCGUGAACUCCUUCGCCAGAAUCAAUGUCUUCUGGCAGUCCAGGUUUUUGAGGAUGUCCGGAGAGAGGAUUGGUAUAAGCCUCAGUUGUCGCUCUAUGCUGAAAUGCUUACAGUUUUGGGGCGCAAUGGAUUUGUUGAGAAUGUGGAAUUGCUUAUCCAUGGUCUAAAAGGAGAAGACAAUAUAAAUGCAGCAGAUCUUGAGGGCUUUAAUGCAUUGCUGAAAAGUUUGAUGGAUUUAAAUCUCACCGGAUUGGCAAUGGAGUGCUUUUACUUGAUGAAAUCAUUGUCGUGCGACCCAGAUAGACAGUCGUUUAAAAUUCUAAUUGAUGGUCUUAAAUUAAAUGGAGAAUCGAGCCUUUUAGAUGUUGUGCACAAGGAUGCUAAAAAAUGUUAUGGGAAUAUUGUCGAUUUCCUAGAGGAAGAAACUGACGUGAGCACAUAAUGUAAGUUUUUUAGAGCUAUCAAGAAUAUCAUUAUUCGUAGAUAUUAGUUUGUGUCCCAGUAGAAGAAUAUCACAUUUCCUCAGAGUUUUCUUUCUUUUCUUCGGAUGUUUGUUUGGUG